GAAGCGCCUUAUGACUGUGCGUCAUUUUCGUUAACCCACAACAAGACAACAGUUUAUACUAGGCUAUAGCUAGUAGCUGCACGAUUACGAGGAUGGCAACAACAGACCAGCAGACACAGCCCAGUCGCAGAAAUCAGGUGAUGGUAGGAGAGCUACCUGAGGAUUUUCUAUGCAUGCCUUCAAGUACAGUGCAACAACAGAUGAUAGCUGACGGCCGGGUGGCUCAGGUGCUGCAGGCCCAACAAGCAAGGGGCUUCUCAGCUAUUCCAACUAAUGUCUUAGGAAAACUCAACAUCAGCAUCAUACAGGCAAAACUAACCAAAAACUAUGGUCUCACAAAGAUGGAUCCAUAUGUGAGGAUAAGACUUGGGCACUCAGUUUUCGAGACACCAACAGCAUAUAAUGGAGCCAAGACCCCACACUGGAACAAAGAGGUCACUGUGUACCUUCCACAUGGUGUAGACAGUAUAUAUGUAGAAAUAUUUGAUGAGAGACAAUUCACCAUGGAUGAUAGAAUAGCAUGGGCAUACAUAACAAUACCCCAGGGAGUGCUGGGUGGAGAUACAGCGGACAACUGGUUCCCCCUCAGUGGGAAACAAGGCGACGAGAAAGAGGGCAUGAUCAACUUAGUGAUGACCUUUACACCUGUGGAAAAUCUGCCUGCAUCAGCACCCACAUCAUUUGCAUAUCAACAGCCUAUGGUUGUUCCGAACAUGUACUACACAGCACCAGUGGUUUACCCAGCCCCAGGCCAACAACUCCAACAGCCCCGCCCCCAGUCAGCUGGUCAGCCCCAGACUCUUCCGCCUCAAGGCCCCCUCUACACCGAGGAUGACCUCAAACAGGUCAAGGAUAUGUUUCCUAAUAUGGAUGAGGAGGCUAUUAAAUCCGUUCUGGAGGCAAACCGUGGCAAUAAAGACACCACGAUAAAUGCGUUACUGCAGAUGAGUGCAGAAUAAUCAAAUUGUGGAUCUGGACGUUAUUGUUAUGAAUAUUUUCUUUUGCAUACAUAUAUUGUGUAUGUAUUCUUUGUAAGACAUUUUUUAUGAAAUAUUUAAUUGAUGCUGUUACCUGCUUGGAUUAACCAAAAUGAGUUUAUAUUGACCUGGAGAUCCUAUUAUCAUUAUUUAAAUGUAUAUUAGUGUGCAAUAUAUGUUAUCAAAGCGUAGAUUAAUAACAAAUGAAGUAAUACUUCAUAAUAUAUAGAGUAACUAUAGCAACUGUAGGUACCUAAAUGGAGUAAUUUGCAAAGUCCAAAUUUUGUGCACAAUUAAACUAAUGCUCACAUAUUUAAUAUAUUGCAAAGUUUAUUUUGUCUAAUUACCUUAAAUGUAUUUGUUAAUGACAUAGAUAUGCAUUAUCCUUUUAACAUGUUUAACAGGAAUAUGAAUAGCAAAUACGAAUUUAUGACUGAAAGUUACUUUACCAAAACUUCCUUUAUGUAACCCCUUUCACGAAAUCAAGAAAUCCAGCCAAAAUAUUAUACCUCUUAUUGGGAAAGUUGUUUGUUUCUAUCAUAAGUGAUAUGAAUUAUCUGUUCCAUAAUUGGUUGCAUUUGAACGAAUAAUUGUUUGAAUUCAACUUUUGAUCAGUAAGGCAAUGUGACCCCAUGAAUGACUGUAAAACGGAACAGGAAGUCACUUUAUUUUGAGGGCUGCUAAUGAUACAUAUUAAGGAUAGGUUUUAAUUUUACACUAGUAGUGUAUCGGUAUAAUGUCAUGUCCGUAUUUAUAUGUUAAUUAAGCAUUAUCAUUUAAGCAUGUGUUUUCAUUCUCUGUAAGUCCAUGUAACCCUAUAUAAUGGCGGCUUAUUUAUCACAGAAUACAGUUAACACCUCUGUGUCAUCUGUCAGUGUCGGUUGUGAGAGGAAAAUAUGACAAACAAAAGACUGAUUUUUUGUGAAAUUAAACAAUGGUGUAUGUAGACUGUUUUAAGGAUACAAUCUUGCAAUAUUACACUUUCAACUCCUUUUCUAAACAUGGCUAGGUCAAUGAAAUACUUUUUUAACAGCUGUUUGUUUUAUUAUUUUGAAACAUAUUUUAAGGUUUGUAUAGAUACAUGUAUAUUGUAGAUAUGUUCAUAUGGGACAACAAAUGCUGAUAUCCUUACAUAUUGUUAUAACUUUGACAUUGUGUACUGUCCCCUCCACCAGACAGUGACCAGUAACAUAUAUUUACUAGUAUACGUACCAUCAGCUGUUAAUCACGUACGAAAUUACUUAAGAGUCUGCAAGUAAAUUCCGCUAUGCUGUGUAAAGUACCUGUGGCCACUUGUAUAAAACAUCUUGAAGUUAAGGAAAAUCUCAAGCAAUGUAUUGUCUAUGGGAAAUCUUAGACUUGAGGAAAUCUCAAGAGUUGAGAUGUUUUACACAAGUGGGCCCUGGUCAUUGAUAAACGAGAGAUUAUGGACUUUCUCAGCUCGAAUCAGACCAGUCCCACUGUGUCGUUUCCAGAUGGCUUCCUUUAUCUGCUGCUUGAACAGGCUGCUUUCUCUGUUCACCACUUUGGUGUUGUUAAUUUGCGUCUCUUUAAGGUUCAACAACGUGGUUUUUUUUGUCUACUUUUUCACACCUUGCCAAGGCAUCAAAUCGGACCUGUAGGCCAAUACAAUAUAAGUUACCAAUAUUGUUUCCGUACAUUUCGAUAAUUUACACAAUAGAAUAUGACUUUAAGAGAAAUUCAUGUCAUAUGCAUCACAUGAGAGAAAACUAAAAUUAUAUACAAUAUAUAUAGAGGAAAAUGGUGUUUUAUGCAAAUGUUAUAUUAUAGGAAAUGUGACAUUUAGUAAUGUAACCCUUUGAGGACUCUCCUGUGAUUCUUUUAUAAAUUGUCAAGUGAUGUCUCUUUUAUAUAUAUAUAUAUAUAUGCAAUGUAUACCAUAUAUUCUUCUUUUAUUAGAUUAUUUCUGUAGUUUGGAAUUUAAAGUAAAAACUUGAUUCUAGAUAAAGAAGACAUAAACGAGGUCAUAUCAAACAAACCUUAAGUAUCUUCAGUAGUUAUGAAUGCGUCUAAAGCAACAUUGACUCUUUGCAAGAGUUAUCUCCCUUCUCGUACUAGAAAUGCUAUAGUUUGCUAUUUUGUUAGAGAAGUAAUAAGUAAAAUAAAAAUAUUUAAACUUGUUAAUUUUAUUCUAUCUAUGGCAUACAAAAACCAAGUUGAAAAAAGUUUGUUGUGUGUUCAAUGUAGGGAUCAUUUACAAGAAAUAUUGCCCUAUUAUGCUGCUGAUCUUUGUUUUUCAUCGAUUGGAUGUUUGUUAUAGACAGUAUCUGAAGCGAUGAAGAUAUCUGAACCAUACCUAGAAAGCUAUAUGACAGUCUUUAUGUAGAAAAAAAACAGAAGAAAAACUUAUGAAUGUGUUUAUGUUUCCUUGGGAAGCUGCUGGUAAAGUUGUUGUAUUUUAAAGUUGAACUUGGUAUUUAACUUGGGUGAAUCAAAUGGCAUUGACAGUUAUAACUGAUAACAACACAAGAGUGCUUUUCUGUGUGAGUGAUCUCCCUUCAUUUGUAGUGGGUAGAAAAUCGAAAUAUUUAUCAGCGUACAUAUUAGUAGACUUGACUAUGUAUAUUAGUAUGACUAAAGUUGCCUGUGUAUGCUUAAUCGAAUCAACCUAGUACUAAUUUUUAAUAACUUAAACUAAAUUAGUCUCUUUUUCAUUAAACAUUUUUUGUUCUUAUUUUGUUUAGAGAUAAGGAUGAUUUGUAGCUUCUUGUGAUAUUUUGUCAUUGGUGGAAAAAAGGAAACGUUGAUAACCCAGUUGUCUGUCUGUUAGAUAUGAACAGAUUUAUCCUGAUUGUGAAUACAAUUAUUGAUUUAAAAAAUAUUAAAAAUAUGCCAAUCA
Mizuhopecten yessoensis (Yesso scallop) is the source of this 3837-nucleotide messenger RNA. RefSeq names its product toll-interacting protein-like. Lineage: Eukaryota; Metazoa; Mollusca; Bivalvia; Pectinida; Pectinidae. Gene Ontology annotation, molecular function: ubiquitin conjugating enzyme binding; ubiquitin binding. The record is from RefSeq and is a predicted model, not a curated record. Gene Ontology annotation, cellular component: cytoplasm. Gene Ontology annotation, biological process: ubiquitin-dependent protein catabolic process. The transcript has 7 exons. Bases 93 to 959 code for a protein of 288 amino acids.